Molecule: messenger RNA, 4783 nt
Organism: Gymnogyps californianus (California condor)
Lineage: Eukaryota; Metazoa; Chordata; Aves; Accipitriformes; Cathartidae
Product: mitogen-activated protein kinase kinase kinase 1-like
Exons: 21
Coding region: 1-4491 (1496 amino acids)
Biological process (GO): protein phosphorylation
Molecular function (GO): ATP binding; zinc ion binding; protein kinase activity
Source: RefSeq, a predicted model, not a curated record
AUGGCGGCGGCAGGGAAUCGUACUUCGUCGUCGGGAUUAUUCUCGGGCAGCAGUGAGGAGGUGGCCGCUGCUGCUGCCGCCGGGAGCCUGAAGGGCGGCACGGGCGCGGGGAGUAUCGCCGGGAGCGGUGGGGGGCUCCUGCGGGAGGCGGGCGGCGGUGGCUGCCAGGAGCAGCGCUCUGACUGGAGACGGAAGCAGCUGCGCAAAGUGCGGAGUGUGGAGCUGGACCGGCUGCCUGAGGCGCCCCUCUUCCUCGCCGCCGCCGCCUUCUCGUCCUCCUCUUCGCCGGAGCCUCCCGAAACGCUGCUGCUCCAUUACCUGCCCGGGCCGCGCUUCAGCUCCGCCAGCCCGGCUGCCUCCCCCAGCCGCUGUGCCGAGUUCCUGGAGUCGCUGCCGACGGGGACUGACCCCGCCGCGGAGCGGAGGAUGGAGCCGUCCCCCCCUGUUAGUUGUGACAUGGAGAAUAGAGAAACCCUCAGGGGGUUGCAGAAGAUGGAUGACCGCCCAGAAGAGCGUAUGAUCAGGGAGAAACUCAAGGCAAUGUGUAUGCCAGCCUGGAAGCAUGAAUGGCUGGAAAGAAGAAGCAGGAGAGGCCCUGUGGUGGUGAAACCUAUCUCUGGGAAAGGAGAUGGAUUGGAAAUGAACAAACUCUCUCUAGAGCCUCGGGCUGAAGGACAAAGCACUGCUGCUUCACUUACACAGAAAGGAAGACGUAGUCCUUCUCCUAGUAGCUUUUCAUCAUCCUCUAGGACAGUUAAAUCUGAAUCACCGGGUGUUAGAAGAAAAAGGGUAUCUCCAGUGCCUUUUCAGAGUGGACGAAUAACGCCACCUCGACGAGCCCCAUCUCCAGAUGGCUCCUCUCCAUACAGCCCUGAGGAAACAAAUCGUCGUGUCAACAAAGUUAUGCGAGCCAGGCUGUACCUGCUGCAGCAGAUAGGACCCAACUCUUUCUUAAUUGGCGGAGAUAGCCCUGAUAAUAAAUACAGAGUGUUUAUUGGGCCUCAGACUUGUAGCUGUGGCCGUGGGACAUUUUGUAUUCAUCUGCUGUUCGUUAUGUUGCGGGUCUUCCAGCUUGAACCAUCAGACCCAAUGCUCUGGAGAAAGACGCUGAAGAACUUUGAGGUUGAGAGUUUGUUCCAGAAAUAUCACAGUAGGCGUAGCUCGAGGAUCAAAGCUCCAUCUCGUAACACCAUCCAGAAGUUUGUCUCACGCAUGUCAAAUUCUCAUACAUUGUCAUCAUCUAGUACUUCUACAUCUAGUUCAGAAAACAGUAUGAAGGAUGAAGAAGAACAGAUGUGCCCCAUUUGUUUGUUAGGCAUGCUGGAUGAAGAGAGCCUAACUGUGUGUGAAGAUGGCUGCAGGAACAAAUUACACCACCACUGCAUGUCAAUAUGGGCAGAAGAAUGCAGAAGAAACAGAGAGCCACUUAUAUGUCCUCUUUGUAGAUCUAAAUGGAGAUCUCAUGAUUUCUAUAGUCAUGAAUUGCCAAGCCCUGUGGAUUCUUCUUCUGUUCUCCAUGUGGUUCAUCAACAAAUUCAGCAGCAAUCUACAGUUGGAUCACAGAGAAGAACCCAAGAUAGCAAUUUUAACCUUACUCAUUAUGGGGUCCAGCAGAUCCCUUCUGCCUAUAAAGAUUUAGCUGAGCCAUGGAUUCAGGUAUUUGGAAUGGAGUUAGUUGGCUGCUUGUUUUCUCGAAACUGGAAUAUACGAGAGAUGGCACUUAGACGUCUUUCCCAUGACGUUAGUGGUGCUCUAUUACUGGCUAAUGGUGAAAGCACUGGAAAUUCUGGAAGUAGCAAUGGAAACAACACAAGUGCUGGAGCUUUGGGAGCAGUUAGUGGGUCAUCUCAGACCGGUAUCUCAGGAGAUGUGGUGGUAGAAUCCUGCUGUGGUGUGCUGUCCGUGGUCUGUGCCGACCCUGUCUACAAAGUGUAUGUUGCUGCUUUAAAAACCUUAAGAGCCAUGCUGGUAUAUACUCCUUGUCAUACUUUAGCAGAGAGGACUAAACUACAGCAACUUCUCAAGCCAGUUGUAGAGACAAUAUUAGUUAAAUGUGCAGAUGCCAACAGUCGAACAAGCCAACUUUCAGUCUCAACACUAUUGGAGAUGUGUAAAGGCCAAGCGGGAGAGCUGGCAGUUGGGAGAGAAAUACUUAAAUCUGGGUCUAUUGGUAUUGGUGGUGUUGAUUAUGUCUUAAACUGUAUUCUCGGAAUCCAAACUGAGUCUAGCAACUGGCAAGUGCUACUGGGGCGACUUUGUCUAAUAGACAGACUUCUGUUGGAAUUUCCUGGUGAAUUUUAUCCCCACAUUGUCUGUGGGAGUGUUUUACAGGCUGAUACUGUAGUAGACAGGUAUAAGAAACUUCUCUCCCUCUUAAAUUUUGCCUUGCAGUCAAUUGACAAUUCCCACUCAAUGGUUGGAAAACUAUCGCGGAGAGUAUUUUUGAGUGCAGCAAGAAUGGUGGCAAGAGUGCCCCAUGUUUUUGUAAAGCUGUUAGAAAUGUUGAGUGUGACAAGCUCAACUCAUUACGUAAGGAUGCGUCGACGUCUGAUGGCAAUAGCAGAUGAAAUGGAAAUUGCAGAUGCCAUCCAGCUAGGCAUGGAAGAAAUGUACUCUGGGGAAUGUCAACAUGAAGGCUUUUUGCAGCUACCUGUACCAGAUAACUCUCCAGAAGCUACAGAAAGUAAUACUCCUAACAAUACUGUCCAGUUAUCAAGGAAAAGUGAGAAAAGUUUAAGUGAUAAAAAACUGAAUGCCAGUCUAGAGGACACUUCUGAGAUGCUGGUUGGCCUUGCUGUGGGACUUCCUGUUUCAUCAGUAACCACUGAGCAACCAAAGCCAGCCAUUCAAACAAAAGGAAAACCUUCCAGUCAGUGUUUGAACUCUUCUCCCUUAUCCAGUCAUUCUCAGUCAUUAUUCCCAAUGCUUCGGUCUCCUUCAAACCCAUCUGUACUAGCUGGCACUGUAACAGAUGUCUCUCAACUCAGACCUCAGGGAUUCAUCCCCUGCAAAAUCCCCUCACCUUCUCCUCAAACACAGUGGAAACUUUCUCUCCAGUUUCAGAGAAACUGUUCUGAAAAUAAAGAACCAGAGAAACUUUCUCCAGUUUUUACCCAAGCCAGGCCAUUGCUAUCCAGUCACAUACACAGGCCAAAGCCAUCACAACCCACCCCAAGUGAUGUGAACAAGCAGGGAGAAACCUCAAACAAUAUGACACUUGACCUGAAUGAUAUUUUGCGGUGUGAUGGCAAUAGUAGUAGCAGUGUGGUUAUACCAAGUGAAGAGGCAGUGUUCACACCGGUAGAUGAGAAAUGUCAAUUGGAUGUUAAUGCAGAGCUCAAUUCCAGUAUUGAGGACCUGCUCGAGGCCUCCAUGCCAAUGAGUGAUGGCACAGUUACAUUCAAGUCUGAAGUUGCAGUUCUUUCUCCUGAGCGGGCAGAAAAUGAUGAUACUUACAAAGAUGAUGUAAAUCAUAAUCAAAAAUGCAAGGAAAAGAUGGAAGCUGAAGAAGAGGAAGCUUUAGCUAUUGCUAUGGCAAUGUCGGCAUCUCAAGAUGCCCUGCCAAUAAUUCCCCAACUACAGGUUGAAAAUGGUGAAGAUAUAAUCAUUCAGCAGGAUACACCAGAAACCCUGCCUGGACAUACCAAAGCAAAACACAAUUACAGAGAAGAUGCAGAAUGGCUUAAAGGUCAGCAAAUUGGUCUUGGAGCUUUCUCUUCCUGUUACCAAGCUCAAGAUGUAGGAACAGGGACAUUAAUGGCUGUAAAACAGGUGAUGUAUGUCAGGAACACAUCAUCUGAGCAAGAAGAGGUAGUUGAAGCACUGAGAGAAGAAAUAAGGAUGAUGAGUCAUCUGAACCAUCCUAACAUUAUUCGAAUGUUGGGUGCUACAUGUGAGAAGAGUAACUAUAACCUCUUUAUUGAAUGGAUGGCAGGGGGUUCAGUUGCUCAUUUGUUAAGUAAAUAUGGAGCCUUCAAAGAAUCUGUUAUUAUUAAUUAUACAGAUCAACUGUUACGUGGCCUUUCUUACCUCCAUGAGAAUCAGAUAAUCCAUAGAGAUGUUAAAGGUGCCAAUUUGCUAAUUGACAGCACAGGUCAUAGAUUAAGAAUUGCUGAUUUUGGAGCUGCAGCCAGGUUGGCAUCAAAAGGAACUGGUGCUGGGGAGUUUCAGGGACAGUUGUUGGGAACUAUUGCAUUUAUGGCACCGGAGGUUCUGAGAGGUCAGCAAUAUGGUAGGAGCUGUGAUGUGUGGAGUGUUGGCUGUGUUGUUAUAGAAAUGGCUUGUGCUAAACCUCCCUGGAAUGCAGAGAAACACUCCAAUCAUCUUGCUCUGAUAUUUAAGAUUGCUAGUGCAACUACUGCUCCAUCAAUCCCUUCACAUCUGUCUCCUGGUUUGAGAGAUGUGACUCUUCGGUGUUUAGAACUUCAACCUCAGGACAGACCCCCAUCAAGGGAGCUGCUGAAACACCCAGUCUUCCGUACUACAUGGUAGCUACUUAUGUGUAAGGCUGAUAUACUGAAGAUGCUACUGAAUAUAUGAUAACUGUCUUGCAGUGCAGUUAAGCACAGCAGCUUGUAUUAUUCUGCUGGCCUUAAUGAUAGAUACAUCAAGGACAUGAGGCCAGUGGAGGACCCUACCUAAGUAUGUGAUUGACAAAUCAAGAUCUUUACUGAAGUUCAGUAUGCAACAUUUCACAACUUGUGCAGACUUGUAAACUGUGCCUUUCAAACAUCUGGCUCUAUGAACACAAAAGCAUUUUUCCUUAAAUCUGCAUGAUUAUUUA